AUGGCUAACUUACUCGAUUUGCCGGAUUUGGUCAUGAGCAAUACUCUCUACAUCUUGCUAAAACCCGACUAUGUCCGCGUCUCAUUCUACAUUGACGAAAAUGAUCCGAUUCGAUUAGAAUACUAUGGAAAAGAAGGGGAUACAACUUCGGUUUCUUGUUGGCGAAGAAGAACUGUCAACCUCGACGUCAUGAAGGCGUGCACCAACGAUUUGGAGAUAAUUUUGAAGAAUCAGAAGUCUAUUUCCAAAGAGAUCGGAGUGUUCUUCAAUUUCCCAGAGUAUCAGAGAAAAUCGGAUAACGACAAGUAUGACGCACGAUUGAAACAGCGGACUGAGCCAUUCCUGCAGGACUUCAAAAGAAUUCUUGAAUCACGGAACCACAUGAUUCAAACCAAUUUGUUGCGGAUGGACGUCAUUAAUCAAUCCCAAGUGAUGGCGGUUGUGAAGGGGGAUCGCUCCAGAACCCCUUCUGAAUGCUCAACCUUCACCUGA
Messenger RNA from Caenorhabditis remanei, 492 nucleotides. RefSeq lists its product as uncharacterized. The coding region runs from base 1 to 492 and encodes 163 amino acids. The transcript is spliced from 2 exons. NCBI's taxonomy places the organism in Eukaryota, Metazoa, Nematoda, Chromadorea, Rhabditida, Rhabditidae. The record is from RefSeq and is a predicted model, not a curated record.